UGGAGCCGCUUUAUCGGGAGCCCUAGUGGAAAUUUCCCCCUCAGUUGCCGGCACCGCCGCGGAGGAGACGCCAGCGAGAUCUGCCCGUCCUUGUCGCGCCGCGUCCCGCCCCGCCGUCAUGUCCAACUACAUCCACGUCCCGCCCGGCUCGCCGGAGGUGCCCAAGCUGGACAUCACCGUCAGCGAGCAGGAGGGGCCCGGGUACCGCCAGGGCGCCCUGCAGCUCCUGCGCCGGCUGCGCCCGCACUGGAGACCCGAGGAGGUGACGCUGCAGCUGUUCACUGAUGGAAUCACCAAUAAAUUAAUUGGCUGCUACGUUGGUGACAUAACAGAUGAUGUCGUUCUAGUUCGGAUCUAUGGAAAUAAGACCGAGCUCUUGGUGGAUCGAGAUGAGGAAGUGAAGAGUUUCCGCGUGUUGCAGGCCCAUGGCUGUGCACCCCAACUGUACUGUACUUUCAAUAAUGGCCUGUGCUACGAGUUCAUGCAGGGAGAAGCACUGGACCCAGAGCAUGUGUGCAAUCCAGAUAUUUUCAGACUCAUUGCUAGACAGCUUGCUAAAAUCCAUACUAUUCAUGCACACAAUGGGUGGAUCCCUAAAUCUAAUCUAUGGCUGAAGAUGGGGAAGUACUUCUCUCUCAUACCCACAGAAUUUGCAGAUGAGGAAGUAAAUAAAAGGUUUUUAAGUGACAUUCCAAGUCCUCAAGUUCUUCAGGAAGAGAUGGCCUGGAUGAAGGAAAGACUGUCAAAUUUAGGAUCACCAGUGGUACUCUGUCACAAUGACCUGUUGUGUAAGAAUAUUAUUUACAACAAGAAACGAGGUGAUGUGCAGUUCAUAGACUAUGAGUACUCUGGAUACAACUACCUGGCUUAUGACAUUGGAAAUCACUUCAAUGAAUUUGCAGGAGUAAAUGAAGUAGACUACAGCCUUUAUCCUAACAGAAAAUUACAGGAACAGUGGCUGAGAUCUUACCUUGAGGCCUACAAAGAAUAUAAAGGAUUUGGCACAGAAGUCAGUGAAAAAGAAGUUGAAGUUCUGUAUGUCCAAGUCAAUCAGUUUGCACUGGCUUCCCACUUCUUUUGGGGAUUGUGGGCUCUAAUUCAAGCCAAAUAUUCCACCAUUGACUUCGAUUUUCUAGGGUAUGCAAUCGUUCGGUUUAACCAGUAUUUCAAAAUGAAACUGGAGGUCAUGACGUUAACUCUUCCUGAGUAACGAAGAGGAGGACACUUACCAAGUGGAUGGACAACCCCUGGAUCUUUUCUGAGAACAGAUACUGGAAAAAAGCUAAACAUUUGUUGAAGUGCUGUAAUGCUCACUUGGUGGUUCUUGCUUUAUAAAUAAUGCCUCUAAACAGUCCUUCAAUGUUAAAUUUAAUAUGAAGAGCAUACGUACUGCUGUUGAUAUAAAACGGAUUAGAAACUUGCUAAAUCUAUAAAAAGUUGUAGAAAUGGCAAUUUAAUCCUUCUUUGUAAUUUAACAUAUGUUGUAUGUGAAUUAUUUAUUAUAAGUUUAACAUGAUUCCAUUGCUGCUUUCAUCAGUUUUUGUUCAAGUUGGGUGCAGACAGUGAAGUUGUUCCAAAGGAUUCAUUUAACAACUUGUUUUAUUGAAGAUGCAUUAACUUAUGCUAAAGAAGACUUGUCAGAGAAUAUUACCCUUUUAAGAUGUGUACGAGCAAAACAAGUGACAAUAGACUUGUGAGAACUCCAGUGUAACUAGGGAGAAUGGUUAGGACUGUCUUUUUAUUUUUCCCUUUUUUUUUUUAAAGAAAAUGGUAGCUUUCCAUAUGAUGGUAAUUUUUUUUUUUUUUUUUUUUUGCACAAGAAUCAACCAGCUUGCUGAAAUGAUAAUUAAAGUUUUGAUUUUUUUUUUCUUCUUGAUGUGUUAAGCUGUAGAAAUGUGAAAGUUCUGUGGCUGUAAGGUUCUCUGAGGGCAUGUACCAUCUGUAACUUCUGUGUGAAAGCUGCUUUUUUAUUAAGUGUACUCUUGAAAGCAAAAGACCACUAUUCCAAAUCUAUAUUCCUUUUUGAAACUUGAUUCUAAAUUUGAACACUAUUCUGGUGUCUGUAUUUGAUGUGCUUCAGUAGGAUCUAGUGGAACAGAUGUUGAACUGGAGACAAGUGAGCAGAGAUCCUGUUGCACUGGGGAGCAAGACACAGGUUUACAGUUCAUAUGUUGUUGACAUCUUUCUGCUUUGUCAUCUUCUAACCUUGGAUUCUAAGUCUUAAAUGCCUGGUCCUGUAGCUGUGCUGAUUUUGGUGUGUCUGGUGAUUCUUUUUUUCUGUUAGCAAAUUGCUUUUCGAAGUCUCCAGUUUGAAGGACAGUAUGGAAAAGUGUAUGACUUGAGCAACUGGGCUUUGAUCAUCACACACACUUUCUUAUUUCUUAAAGCUAUUAUACCAAGAAUGGUCUGGAUUACAAAAUGUGAAUUGAAAAGACAAUGUUUACUUAAUGGGACAAUGUAUAAGUUUGUGUGGAAAAGAGGCUUUAACUCUGAAAGGGGGGGUGGGGUGGGGGGGGGACAUGAGAGGGGAAAAGACCCACAACAGGAAAAUCAAACUCACCAGUGCAGUGUGGAGCUGGGCAGGCACAGUCUGAUGAUACUCUGAAAAACUUUGCACUUUGGUCACAUAAGUGCCCACAUGUACAAAGUCUGUGCGUGUGCAAGUACACGUGCAAACACAAACUUACCUGAAGAGUAAAUAUUACGGGGAGUCUGUUGUACAGACUCCAGCAAAGAUAUUUAUUCAAAGUUGCUUUAUGGCACACUGCUGUGUGUGUAUGUGUGUAUCAUGUGUACACACGUAUAUACAUAUGUGCUUUACAAAAGCUUGGAUUGAUCCAGGACAAAGAAAAUUCAUGUGAAUGAAAAAUUUUCACCUUUAAAGACCAUUUCGAAUGGCAUUCUGUUCUUUUACAAAAGCACGGUUUAGGAUUUUUUUUUCCUCCUAUUUAUAUUCAUCUCUGAAUGUUUCAGUUUGUUUUUUUUUUAAAUUUUCUUCAGUCAAAACCUUAAAAAUUCUUACACAAAUGGGAGAACUGGGAUUUUUUUUUUUUUGUAACUUGAACUGAGGUAACCAUUUUCAUUAGCUGGAGGCUACUAUACUGGACAAACUUUCUUUGUAGUUGAAACAAAUAACUAAAAUAGACAUUUAUAAUUUACCUUGUAGCAGUUAUCAAGGAUGUUGCUAGAGCUCAUGAAGGCACUGAAGACCUUGAUCUUCUGUACUUUCUCCCUGUGGACAUUAUUGACAUACGGUGAAUAAUACCCUGCUGUCUUGUAUUUCCUUUAUGUUCAGCAAGGUGUGCUUGGAAGUAAGACUGAUAAAGAUUUCUGAACUCUUAUUACUAUUUUCUUCCAAGCAGUGGCUUUAUUUCUGACAGUGUUGCUUUGUAUUUAUGACAUAUUUGAAAGAAGGCAGCGAAGUUCACUUGGUCUUGGGAAAUCCAACACUUGACAGAUCCCAAGUUUCCCAAUGGCUUGCAAGACACAUUCCCUUUUCAGGUACCAGUACUACUUGGAUUUGGAGUUAGUGUAGUUUUUGUUGGUAAUAUUUUUGUUUGUAUAGCUCAAGUAGCAAUAACUGUAGAAGUGGAAGUUUGCUUCUGCAGAACCAAAGCUUUUCCUGAGUGCAGCUCAGUCUCAUCCUUGUGAAGUUCCACUGAAUCCCAUAAAAGCACUUUGAAACAGGUAGUAAAUACUCCCAAGCUUUUCCUGAGCCACUUAGAAGAAGCACAAGGACUGUCACAGGUUACAGUGGUUGACUUUGCAGUCGUGGUAGAAGAUUUAAUUUUGCACGUUGAAAUUAAUUUUACACACUUAAACGCUGCUUUGCAUCAGCUCUCCUUCAAGACAAGUGCAGAUUAAACCAAUUUGUGAUCAGUUCUGAGGAAAUACUGUAAAACAUCUCCCAAAAGGAAAUGCCAGUUACCUUGAGCCUUGUUCCACAUCCGUUUGAGCCAGUAGCACUUGGAUAUUCUCGCUUGCUGAGGAAUAUCUACUGGUGCAUUAAGUUUGAAGCAGUAGUUUGCAAUGGCAUUGCAGAUAAGGUAGCUUGAAACUGUGAAUACAGGACAUUCUGAAUGUAAGUUAGGUACUAGAGAACAUGUACUUGUUUCAAUUAAUUUAUCUCAGUCUCUGUAAUAGCAACAUAAGGAUAUUUGAAGGAGGACAACAAAAUGACUGAGCUCUAGAAACAUCCUGUAGUAGUUUUGACUGUGACUUGCCAAGAAGAUACUCUGUUGCCUUUAUGUUAAGCUAAGGGCAUGAAUGCCAAAAUUAAUAAUUCUUGCUGUAGUUAAGCCUAUACUGUAAAUAUAAAGAGGAUUAUUAGUAACGGCAUUCUUGCAGAAAUAGCAUCAAGUCAAUAGACCGUAGUGGCCUGGUUGCUUUUGUAAAGCAGAAUAGUGUGAAUUUUUUUCUUCUCAUUUCUGCAGUCAGAUCUGGCUAAUCCAGGCCUGAUUUCAUAGGUCACCCAAACACUAAAGAUUUCUGAACAGUACCUAGUCUCCUAUCACAUAAUUUUAAAUACCUUCAUUUACACUUGUUUUGCAUUUUAAAAGGACAUACCAAAUUUGCAUUAACCAGGUCUGACUGUACGUGUAUAUACAACAGUGUAAAUAACCAUUUGUAAAUUAGUGUGAAUUGUACUGUAUCUUGCAUUUAUGGACUUGUGUAUUGCAUUGUAUUCUCUCCUAUUUUGUAGAAAUUUUGAUGUAAAGAAGAAAUCUUAAUUCUG
Molecule: messenger RNA, 4735 nt
Organism: Neopelma chrysocephalum (saffron-crested tyrant-manakin)
Lineage: Eukaryota; Metazoa; Chordata; Aves; Passeriformes; Pipridae
Gene: ETNK1
Product: ethanolamine kinase 1
Exons: 8
Coding region: 119-1210 (363 amino acids)
Biological process (GO): phosphatidylethanolamine biosynthetic process
Cellular component (GO): cytoplasm
Molecular function (GO): ethanolamine kinase activity
Source: RefSeq, a predicted model, not a curated record